Cajanus cajan (pigeon pea) is the source of this 1567-nucleotide messenger RNA. RefSeq names its product short-chain dehydrogenase TIC 32 B, chloroplastic. The record is from RefSeq and is a predicted model, not a curated record. NCBI's taxonomy places the organism in Eukaryota, Viridiplantae, Streptophyta, Magnoliopsida, Fabales, Fabaceae.
AAUUUAAUACACCCAAUCUUUGGUCCAAAACAAGGGAAUUUGCAACCUGCAACCUUCCAAACCUUGUGUUUAUAACUACACUCAUGCUUUCCUUCCCCCAUCAUCUCAUCGCUAACUCCACUGGCCCCACAUUCAUCUUAUUAUUGACCCAUAUACUUGUAGUAACCUUUGCUUCCACAACAUGCACAUGUGUAUAAAUAUAUACACAUAGCUUUAUACAGUGAUCUAUUUGUAUUCAGACCAAAAAAGGAAAUUAAGCUUUCGGCUUUCACCACAGAUUUGAUUUUUCUCUAUUUGUGUGAUAGCAAUAUGGUGGGUAUCUUUUCGUUGGUUACAGGGAGGCCUGGACCUAGUGGUUUCGGAUCUGCCUCAACUGCUGAACAUGUUACUGAAGGAAUUGAUGCCAGCAACCUCACUGCAAUUAUCACAGGAGGAGCAAGUGGCAUUGGGUUGGAGACAGCGCGGGUGUUGGCUCUUCGAAAGGCCCAUGUCAUUAUUGGUGCAAGAAACAUGCAAUCUGCAAAGGAAGCAAAACAACUCAUUCUGCAGGAAAACGAGUCAGCUCGUGUGGACAUCAUGAAGCUUGACCUCUGCUCAGUGAAUUCUGUCAGAUCAUUUGUGGACAACUUCAUUGCUCUUGGUCUUCCUCUCAACAUUUUAAUAAACAAUGCUGGAGUCAUGUUCUGCCCCUAUCAGAAAACAGAAGAUGGGUUCGAGAUGCAGUUUGCAACAAAUCAUCUUGGUCAUUUCCUCUUGACGAACCUUCUUCUUGACAAGAUGAAACAAACCGCAAAAACCACUGGAAUUGAGGGCAGGAUCAUAAAUCUGUCUUCAAUUGCUCACGUUUACACCUACGAAGAGGGGAUUCGAUUUGAUAACAUCAAUGAUGAAGAUGGAUACUCUGAUAAGAAAGCCUAUGGGCAGUCCAAGCUGGCCAACAUAUUACACGCAAACGAGCUUUCUCGUCGCUUCCAGGAAGAGGGUGUUAACAUCACAGCCAACUCAGUUCAUCCCGGGGUGAUAAUGACUCCUCUCAUGAGACACUCUUCUUUACUUAUGAACUUUCUGAAGAUGUUCACCUUCUUCAUGUGGAAGAGCAUACCCCAGGGAGCAGCCACAACGUGCUAUGUUGCUAUACACCCCAACCUGAAAGGGAUAACCGGGAAGUACUUUCUGGAUUGUAACGAGUUUCAACCAAGUGCACUUGCUUCAAACCAACUCUUAGGAAGGAAACUCUGGGAUUUUAGCAACAAGUUGAUCAAUUCACUUUCAAAACCUUGAUUCUACCUGCUGCAUGCUCCAGUGUUUCUCCCUUUACGUCUUCGUCAUGCUUAAUUAAUAUAGCCACUACAAAUAUAAACAUAAGUUCUAUAUGUGAGGAUAUUUCCCCAACAUAUUAUUCGUUAUUUCUUCACUCUAUAUUUUGUAGAGUUUUUUUAUUAUUUUUUUUAUUAUUUUUUUAUUUUUAUUGUAUCAAGCAUAUAUAUUCUCUAAAUAUAAAGUAAGAAAGAAAAACUAAGACAGCAAGCUAUGUUGUGUAUGUGGAUGAAGAUGAACGUUGUUAAAA